GAUCGCAACUGUGUUUAUGGAACCUCUUACUAUUUUGUUAAGAGCUGUUUUGGGGUUUUGAAUCUUACCAACUGGUCUUAGGAGACUAGUGUGAAAGAAUAUAGAAAGGAUUGAAUGAAAAACAAUAUAAAAAUAAAAGAAAAAAAGAGUUCAUAUUGAAGCAUGCAUAAGCAAUGCUGAAAUUAAAUGAAUAAAUUGUCAUAUUAUUAUUAUUAUUAUUGGUAUGAAGACACGUGGAGACCUGGCUGGAAUGGAUAAAAUGACUUCUCCUAAGUAGAGACACAAUUGGGACAUGAAAAACUUAAACAAAAGCACACAAAUGUUUGCAACCUUAGAAUUCCAAUAGUAUUAGAAACAAAAGUUAGAAAAAACUCUGAAGUGGGAAAGAGUGUGUCCCUUGAUGUCUUUGGAGGAGGCAACAAGGUAGGAUAAGCCCCUAUGGGGUUGGAACUUGCUUGCCCUUACCUACAUUUCCACCUUCUUAAAACUCUCUUGGUCUCUUCUUUCUUCCUACACAUCACAUGUCUUUGUUCCAAACCCAAACCGGACCUUCUCCCCAUAAAUACGUACCUCUCUAACCCCUUUCAAUCAUUCCACACGUCUCUUCCUCUUUUUUCUUUCGAUCAAUCUUAUACUCUCAAGCACUUUCCACAUAAGCACAACUCAUCCAUAACCCAAUUACAAUGGCUAUGAGGAAAUCAAACAAGCUUCCUCAAACAGCAGCUCUAAAGCAAAUCCUCAGAAGAUGCUCGAGUUUUGGAAAGAAACAUGGAUAUGAUCAAGAAUCUGGCCUUCCUGAUGAUGUGCCAAAGGGUCAUUUUGCUGUCUAUGUUGGCCAAAACAGAAGUAGAUACAUUGUUCCGAUUUCAUGGUUGGAUCAUCCUGAGUUUCAGAACUUGCUUCAAAGAGCUGAAGAAGAAUUUGGGUUUAAACACGACAUGGGUCUUACCAUUCCCUGUGAAGAAGUUGUUUUCCGCUCUCUAACAGCAAUGAUCAGAUAAAAAGGAUGUAGACUCUUGGAGAGCAUUCAUCAAUAUCUUUUGAAGAUGCAUGGAGAACAUAUAUUUAUACACACACACACACACACACAUAUACUUGAAAUUCUUGUAACCCUAACCUGAACUCAGCAUUGUUUAACCUAGUAAGGUGGAUGUAUGUACCAUCAAUUCUUGAUUUUUCUCUAUCAUUUAAUCCUUUUCAAAGGAUUGAUAAUGUAAAGUUGGUGGGGUUUUCUUGUUCAUGAUCAAUCUUAUACCUUCUUUUCUGUUA
This is a messenger RNA of Ricinus communis (castor bean), 1269 nucleotides long. RefSeq names its product auxin-responsive protein SAUR50. Gene Ontology annotation, biological process: response to auxin. The record is from RefSeq and is a predicted model, not a curated record. The transcript has a single exon. Bases 684 to 1001 code for a protein of 105 amino acids. Lineage: Eukaryota; Viridiplantae; Streptophyta; Magnoliopsida; Malpighiales; Euphorbiaceae.